AUGCCUAGAGCAGCUGCAGCUACAGGGUUCGCCAAGUUACGGCGAACACAAGAAGGCAAAGCGGGUGGUGUGAUCGGCCUGUUAUUCUUGAGAGCCGUCGUUAUGGCCGAAGGCUCCAGCUGUACAGGCCUAAAGGGCGGAAAUGUGCCCCCCCUUGGAUUCUACCGUCGUCUCAAUAUCGCAGACGACCCUACCACCCACUUUGCUGCGGAUGUUGAGUCGGCAUUGGCCCAGUCCACGGUGACAGAGCUUGAAUCGCAUGCCACCUUGCUCUUCACUUCGCCCCAGCCCCAUCCUGUCCGAGCGGACGCGACUUACUUAUCAGAGGUGGCUGGCUUAUAUCGUCACGACUGA
Messenger RNA from Penicillium antarcticum, 354 nucleotides. RefSeq lists its product as uncharacterized. The record is from RefSeq and is a predicted model, not a curated record. The transcript is spliced from 2 exons. Lineage: Eukaryota; Fungi; Ascomycota; Eurotiomycetes; Eurotiales; Aspergillaceae. Bases 1 to 354 code for a protein of 117 amino acids.